CUUUGUUUUACUAAAAGGCCCUGUAGAGUUUAGAGAACUCUUAGUCUUUUCGAAUUCGAUUUAUCGCAUUAAAUUAAAAAUUCGUUAACCUAUAUUUGAUCUCAGAGGACCUGCACGAAUGAACUAAUUAAUAAUGACGUGGCUGGGAUCGACAGUCUUGAAUUUCUUUUUCAAACCUACUGUAAACAUUGUGAGAACAAGAUAUCAUGCUGAAAAGACGCGUCUUAUAAGAAGAUACGGAUACGAAGAGAAGCUAUGGAGUGGUGGUCUAUUGCCUCGAACUGGUGCAAGACGUUUACCUAUUCCCGAAUACAGACCGUCAUUUGCUUGGACUGAGCGUAAGGCUCUCUUUGGCCAAAAUGAUUACAUAGAUAUCAUGGGAUCUGGAGAUUUACACCCAGUGAAGACACUCUACACAGUACCCUCAUGGAUUAGAGGAGUCAGUGGAAAUGAAUAUCAAAUUUUGCUAAGGAAAAGGAAGAUGUGGGCGAAUACAGGUAGCCGUCAGACAAGACCAACGAAAUGGAAGGAUAUGGAGAAACGCUUGUCUUUCCUGUACAGGAAGCUCAACAGGAAGACAAAGACUGGUCCCUCACCAGACUGAGUUAUUUGUUGUUAUUUAUUUUGUAGAUAAUAUAGUGUAGUUUAAGAUCCAAUAAAGUGUUUUAAAUUAA
This is a messenger RNA of Trichoplusia ni (cabbage looper), 674 nucleotides long. Its product is annotated as 39S ribosomal protein L51, mitochondrial-like. Gene Ontology annotation, molecular function: structural constituent of ribosome. NCBI's taxonomy places the organism in Eukaryota, Metazoa, Arthropoda, Insecta, Lepidoptera, Noctuidae. Gene Ontology annotation, cellular component: mitochondrial large ribosomal subunit. The record is from RefSeq and is a predicted model, not a curated record. Bases 134 to 604 code for a protein of 156 amino acids. Gene Ontology annotation, biological process: translation. The transcript has 4 exons.